UUUCUCAAAUGUAUAAUCACUUGUUAAAGAGAACCGAUAAGAAAAGAAAAAAGACUGGAGAUGGAGUAUCAAACUAGCUUCUUCUACGAAAACCAAAGUCAAGAGUUCUCACCGGAGAACUCUUGUUCAACAAACUCAUGGAGCUCACAAGAAUCAUUCUUGUGGGAAGAAAGUUUCUUACAUGAUCAAUCCUUCCUCUCAUUUAGCCCUUCCUAUGAUGACUUCUUCACAUUUGAAUCAUCACUCAUCAAAGAAGAAGUAGAAGACACCGUGGUGGCUGAGGAGGAGGAGAGGUCAUACAGAGGAGUGAGGAAGAGGCCAUGGGGUAAAUACGCAGCCGAGAUAAGAGACUCAACGAGGAAAGGUAUAAGAGUGUGGCUCGGGACGUUCGACACUGCGGAAGAGGCGGCUCUUGCUUAUGAUCAGGCAGCUUUCGCUUUGAAAGGUGACCUUGCGGUACUCAACUUCCCCGUAGAUGUUGUUAAGGAGUCUCUCCAAAAGAUGGAGAAUGUUAAUCUCAACGGAGGAGAGUCUCCGGUGAUAGCUUUGAAGAGAAAACAUUCCAUGAGAAACCGACCCAGAGGAAAGAAGAAGUCUUCUCCUUCUUCAUCUUCCUCUUCUUCUUCAUCUUCAAGAAGUAGUAUACAAAGUCUUGCUACGAAGCAAGAAGGUACUACAACCCUUGUAGUUUUUGAAGAUUUGGGUGCUGAGUACUUAGAAGAGCUUAUGAGAUCAUGUUCAUAAUCAUAUCUACUUUAACAAUAAUAUGAGAUUUGAGUGACCUUUAUUUUUAUAAUAGUUUUAUUGUUGUCGGAUUUUGGAAGGGCUGUGAUGGGGAUGUUGGAAGUGUAUAGACAGUGGUCUACUGUUGCGUUAUUGUUGGAAAGCAUGUAUUAUGAAUUAUCUAGUACUAAGUAAAUCACUAUACCUUAA
Messenger RNA from Raphanus sativus (radish), 933 nucleotides. RefSeq names its product ethylene-responsive transcription factor ERF094. Bases 61 to 744 code for a protein of 227 amino acids. The transcript has a single exon. Gene Ontology annotation, biological process: regulation of DNA-templated transcription; ethylene-activated signaling pathway. NCBI's taxonomy places the organism in Eukaryota, Viridiplantae, Streptophyta, Magnoliopsida, Brassicales, Brassicaceae. Gene Ontology annotation, molecular function: DNA binding; DNA-binding transcription factor activity. The record is from RefSeq and is a predicted model, not a curated record.